Messenger RNA from Hydra vulgaris (swiftwater hydra), 901 nucleotides. RefSeq lists its product as uncharacterized. The record is from RefSeq and is a predicted model, not a curated record. NCBI's taxonomy places the organism in Eukaryota, Metazoa, Cnidaria, Hydrozoa, Anthoathecata, Hydridae. Gene Ontology annotation, cellular component: cytoplasm. Gene Ontology annotation, molecular function: calcium ion binding.
UUUCUAUUGAUCGGUAUUCCGAAUAGAAAUAAGAUCUUUAAAGAUCUAGAAAUAAAAUUUAUAAAGAUCUAAGAACAAAACGUAGGAUUUAUAAAGGAAUAAGAAAUAAGCAUUAAGACCUCUGAAAAUCUAGAAAUAUAAAACCCUAAAAAGAUAAUAAAAAAAGAAGUAACAAAAAGUUUAAUCAUUGCUAUUAUACCUGUUUAAAGAAAAUGGCAAGAUUGUAUUUACUUAAGAGAAACACUGCUGAUGAAUUGCCUUUAACACCUGAUAGUGACCCAUCCACAACAAUUACGUUUCAAGGGGUAUUAAACAAGGAAGAAUCAUUGAAAAACAAUGAUAUAAAAGAAACAAACACAAUUAAUGAAGAGCAUUUUAACCUGAGUAUGAUGCAAUCAAUUAUUGCAGAAUUUCGUGACCACCCAGAUCGCUUACUUUCAAAUCAAAACUUACAACUAAUUUUAGAAAGCUUGGGCGAACCUACAGACUCCAAUACAAUACAGGAAUGGAUGAGGUUUUAUGAUCAAAACAAUAAAGGAGGGAUUGAACUAGCAGGCUUUUUGCAAAUUGUUCUUGAUCAAAUUCUUCCUGUUGAAGAUUCGGAGGAGGAAAUUGAAGAUGCUUUUAAAGUUUUCGAUACAGAUGAUAGCGGCGAGAUAAAUUGCGAUGCUUUAGAGUAUAUUCUAAAAACAAGAGGCAAUUGUCUAUCGACGGAAGAAUUUGCUAUACUCAUGAGCAAAAACAACCCUAAAAAAGAAAAGUCAUUUAAAUGGAAAGAAUUUUGUCAAAGGUUUGCCGAAGAAGUUUAUCAAACAAAUGCAAGUAAUGCCCUCUCGUAACUUAUGGACAGUCAAAUAACUUUAAAAAUUUUCAAACAAUUUUUUGAAUAAAGUGUAAAAGU